Molecule: messenger RNA, 1283 nt
Organism: Bombyx mandarina (wild silkworm)
Lineage: Eukaryota; Metazoa; Arthropoda; Insecta; Lepidoptera; Bombycidae
Gene: kin17
Product: kin17 DNA and RNA binding protein
Source: RefSeq, a predicted model, not a curated record
CACUUCCGUGCGUAAAAAUUGACAUCUGUGUUCAUUGUUGUUAUUUACUGUCAUAUUUACAAGAUAAUUUUGCGAAAUUACCACAAAGUUAAUUAUUAAAUGAAACAAACGGACACCAUUUAUACUUGUGGUAUUAUAACGCGCUCUCAAAAAUACAGAAAAUCUAAAUGAAACAUGGGCGGGAAAGCGGAGAAAGGUACUCCGAAAUACAUCGCGAACAAAAUAAAGGCUAAAGGCCUCCAGAAGCUGCGCUGGUACUGCCAGAUGUGUCAGAAACAAUGCCGCGACGAGAACGGCUUCAAAUGCCACACGAUGUCGGAGUCGCAUCAGCGUCAACUGCUUCUAUUCGCCGACAACGCUUCCAAGUACAUCGAUCAGUUCUCCAAGGAGUUCUCUGACGGCUACGUCGAUUUGCUCAGCAGGCAGUUCGGUACGAAGAGGGUGAAUGCUAACAAAGUCUACCAGGAGUACAUUUCUAACAGAGAUCACCUCCACAUGAACGCAACGCAGUGGGAGACACUAACCGACUUUGUGAAAUGGCUCGGUCGUGAAGGGAAGUGUGUUGUCGAUGAAACCGAGAAGGGAUGGUUUGUUACAUACAUAGACAGGGAUCCUGCAGCAAUCGCCGCCCAAGAAGCAAAGGCCAAGAAGGAGAAGAUGGAUAAGGAUGAUCAGGAAAGAAUGUUGGAAUUCAUACAGAAGCAAGUGGAAAAGGGAAAAAAGGAGAAUGAUUCAAAUAUUGAACCAACGUAUACGGAGCUCAAGAGAGAGAGUAGUCAGGAGCGAUUGACCUUUAAUCUCAACUUGAAGAGGAAAAAUGAAGAUAAAAAAUCCGAGGUCCUGUCAUCUUCGGCCUUGAAAUCUCUGAAGAGUAAAGAGGAUAGUAAGAGAAUUAGAAUAGAGGAGUCCACGAGCAGACAGUCAGCGCUCGAUGAAAUCAUGAAAAUGGAGGAGAAAGCUAAAGAGAAAGCUAAUAGUGCAAGAGAAGGAAAACUCGAAAUUAACCCUGUACCAACCCGUCUAGCCAGCGUGAAUCAUCUGGAGACUGUGGUGCCAUCUUGCGGCCGUAAAGUUCGCGUCGUGAACGGAGCGUACCGGGGGUGCGUGGGCACGCUGCGAGACGUCCGCACCGACGCCUACAGCUGCGACAUCGAAAUAGCGGAGGGUCCUCUCACAGGUCGGCUGGUGAAGGGCGUGGAGUACGAAGACAUAUCGAAAAUGGCUUCAUGAUACACGAUAGAUUAAUAAAACUGUUGAUAAUGUUAAAAGGAGUUUGUUUUAUU